This is a messenger RNA of Rattus rattus (black rat), 318 nucleotides long. Its product is annotated as 60S ribosomal protein L36-like. The record is from RefSeq and is a predicted model, not a curated record. Gene Ontology annotation, molecular function: structural constituent of ribosome. Gene Ontology annotation, biological process: cytoplasmic translation. Lineage: Eukaryota; Metazoa; Chordata; Mammalia; Rodentia; Muridae. Bases 1 to 318 code for a protein of 105 amino acids. The transcript has a single exon. Gene Ontology annotation, cellular component: cytosolic large ribosomal subunit; ribosome.
AUGGUGCUGUGCUACUCCAUGGCCGUGGGCCUCAACAAGGGCCACAAGGUGACAAAGAAUGUCAGGAAGUUGAGACGCAGUCGGUGCGGUGGGUGCCUCACCAAGCACACCAAGUUCAUGCAGGACAUGAUCCGGGAGGUAUGCAGCUUUGCGACCUACAAGCAGCACGCCAUGGAGUUGCUCAAAGUGUCCAAGGACAAGCUUGCACUCAAGUUCAUCAAGAUGAGUAUGGGUGCGCACAUCCGAGCCAUGAUAAAGCGGGAGGGGCUGAGCAACGUGCUGGCAGCCAUGAGGAAGGCGGUGGCCAAGAAGGGUUGA